AUGGAGCUACUUACAUGCAUGGCUUGCCUAAGUCCCAAAGGUAAUUUCUCUUCCUUUGACAAAGAAAAGAUUCUCAAACUUGCCCUUUUUUAUCCCGAAGAAUUUUCUAGUGUUGAUGUGAUGGCUCUUAAACUUCAACUUGAUGUAUUCAUGGAUAAUAUGCUAAGUGAUGAAAGAUUUUGUGGUUUGCAAGAUCUUAAUUCUCUUUCCAUGAUGCUUGUUGAAACAAAGAGGCAUGAGAAUUUUCCACUUGUAUAUUUGCUCAUCAAGUUGAUGUUGAUUCUUCCCGUUGCUACGACGAGUGUUGAAAGGGUGUUUUCCGCAAUGACAUGUGUCAAAAAUAAGUUGCGAAAUAGCAUGAGCGAUCAAUUUAUGAAUGAUUGUUUGGUAACUUUUAUUGAGAAGGAGGUGUUCUUACAAGUUCCCGAUGAAAAAAUCAUUGAUCACUUUCAAAAUAUGAAGACCCGAAGGAUGAAUUUGUAA
This is a messenger RNA of Beta vulgaris subsp. vulgaris (sugar beet), 483 nucleotides long. RefSeq lists its product as uncharacterized. The coding region runs from base 1 to 483 and encodes 160 amino acids. Gene Ontology annotation, molecular function: protein dimerization activity. The record is from RefSeq and is a predicted model, not a curated record. Lineage: Eukaryota; Viridiplantae; Streptophyta; Magnoliopsida; Caryophyllales; Amaranthaceae. The transcript has a single exon.